Messenger RNA from Panicum virgatum (switchgrass), 1769 nucleotides. RefSeq lists its product as uncharacterized. Lineage: Eukaryota; Viridiplantae; Streptophyta; Magnoliopsida; Poales; Poaceae. The record is from RefSeq and is a predicted model, not a curated record. The coding region runs from base 181 to 1524 and encodes 447 amino acids. The transcript has a single exon.
AAAUGCCGCCUCCACCUGGUUGCUUGGAAAACAGGCAAGGCGCGCCCCUCCGCUUCCUGUUCCUGUUCGCAUCCUUGUCGGAAGUCGGAAUCGACUGUCGGAUCAUCGGAAGCGCGUGAUGGCGACCGUCUCCGAUUCGAAUCCCUCCCCCGGGGACGAUUAAAACCACUCCAUGGCUCCAUGCCGAUCCCAUCUCGUUCCUCGAUCCAUCCAGAAUUCCAGAUCCAUCCUCCCUCCCACCCACCGGUCCUCCUCUCCCUCCCGGCGUCCGGCGAGACCAGAGAGAGUCUGCUCGCUCGUUCGCUGCGCGGCGGCGAAACCAUGGGAACCCUUCGUCGCGCCGCUCCCGUUCCCAGCGCCCGGCCACCCUGCAAGCGUCCGCGGGCCGCCGCGCCCGCGGGUUGCGGCGCGGUGGCGCGGGAAUCGUCGGCCCGCCGUGCCGUCGCCGGUCAGAAGCUCUCCGCGCCCGGCGCGAAGCACACCAAGGUCGUCCGCCACAGCGUCGUCGCCGAGAUGGAGGUCACAGCUGUUGGCGGCGGCGUGGUUCCACCCAACGGCCGCCCGUUCGUGAAGCGGCCGCAGGUCGUCGAACCUGCUGCUACUAACUGCUGCACAAUGGCGCGGGAGAAGAAGUCGGCUCGCCGCGCCGGCGCUGGCGAGGAGUUCUCGGCACCAAGUCCGAAGCGUGCCAAGGUGACCCGCAACGCCGUCAAGACGUCCGUCGAUCCUGCGCUGGUGACCCUCCGGAAGAGGAUGGCCGCGGAGCUCGACGCCCUCCACGCGCUCGUGAGGAAGGCGGAGCUCUUGUCCAGCGGCAAUGGCGGCCGGCCCAUGGCCGCCGCCGAACCACGAUCGGAAGCGCCGCCGGAGGAGGCUUCCAUCAAGACGCCGCCAGCGAAGCGGGCAAAGGUGCAUGCUAUCGCCAAGGUCGCUAAGCUCGAGACCACCGAGGACGACAACGAGGUCAUCGACAUCUGCGGCGGCGUCUCCCCCGUCGCGAUCCUAAAAGCCUCCCCGGUCGUUUCCCUCGAGAAGGAGGUCGCUGGCAGCAGUGAGAUCAUGGAUCCCCCGGAGGACUACGACGAGUUCAUCGAUAUCUGCGGCGGCGUCUCCCCCAUUGCGAUCCUGAAAGCCUCCCCUGUUGUUUCCGUUGAGAAGGCCGGCGAAACCGGAAGCUCAUCUUCGAGUGAUUCAGAUUCAGAUAGCGACUCUGAGAGCGAUCGCGACGAGACUGUCGACCACCCGGUUCCACAGGCUGUCCUUCCCGUUGAGGAGAACGUAAAGGCCGUGCUGCCAGUGCCGGAACCGGCAACGGAGGUGGUGCAGAGUACGGAACCAGAGAAGCUCCCCACGGCCGCUCUGAUCGCAAAGGCGAAGGUCCGCCAGAAGUUGCUGGAGAUGGAGAGGGCGGCGCUGCCCGACGAGAUCAUCCACCCCGGGGACCUGCAGGAUCUCUGCAUCGCGGAGUACGGGCGUCCCAGCAUCAUGCGACAGCUCGGCCUCUUCCUCAAGGCCGACGCGUAGUAGAGCGCUGCAGAUGGAGCAGGAGUAGGAUAGCUGUAGUUGUAGCCAUGCAGUGAUGGGUCCUCUCGGCUAUGCAUCUGUAACUGACAUGUCUGAAUUCUGAUGUGGUAUGUGGUGUUCUGUCAAGCAUGUAGCUGAGAGCAAGCGUCUGAAUCUUGAUGUAGUAAUGUAGUAUGUGUUGUUGUGUCAAGCAUGUAGCCUGAAUCAAAUAUCAGCUGAGACCCGAGAGCAAGUGUUUGAUCUGA